Messenger RNA from Elaeis guineensis (African oil palm), 2675 nucleotides. RefSeq lists its product as uncharacterized. NCBI's taxonomy places the organism in Eukaryota, Viridiplantae, Streptophyta, Magnoliopsida, Arecales, Arecaceae. The record is from RefSeq and is a predicted model, not a curated record.
CCGAGUUUCGAAGGGAAAUGGGGGCGAAUAAACCCUCACACCACUCAUGACUUCCCCAUUCCUCCCUCAAAGCCCUAACCCUAGAUAGUUUCUUUCCUCUCUCUCUUCAUGGUGGAAGAGAGGGAGGCGGAGAAAGGAGGAGAAGAGAGGCAGGCGUCUUCUCUCCCUCCGGGGAAGCGCGUCCUCUCAGCCCCUUCCGCCUCCAACACGAAGAAGACCCGCGACCACCCGGACCUCACCGUCUGCCAUCGCUGCGGUCUCCGCUUCCCUUUCGACAGCCCCCGCGACCGCCUCCUCCCCCUCCGCUCCCAGUGGCGCAUCGUCCUUCUCUGCAAGCCCUGCCUCUCCCUCCUUCGUUCCGCCUGCGCCUGCUCCUACUGCUUCGAACAAGUUGAGCAAGCAUCCUCCUCGUCCUGCCUCGAUUGCCUUCGAUGCUCCCGCCGCGUCCACCGCCACUGCAUUCCGCGGGAGCAGCGCUGCGUCACUGCUCAGCACCUCGAUCCGGCCUCCUUCACCUGCAUCGACUGCUGCGCCAUCCCCAGAUCUCGGAUCGCAGCCCCCACGAUGGCGACGAUGACGACUGCGGCUCAUUCCCCGAGUAUCUCGCUGGAGGAUGCAGUGAUAAACGCGGAGAAGAAGGCCGAGGCAGCUGCCGUGGCCAAGGAGAAUGCUCUGAAGAAGGCUGUGGCUGCCAAGCGGGCCACCGAGCGGGCACGGGAUGCGCUGGGUGCUGUCUUAGUAGAUAAGAAGGGGAGUCCUCAGAAGCCCAGCGCAGAUUCUCUGGUUCCUGAUGAAGAAUUGGCCCUCCAAUUGCAUUUGGCUAUGAAUGGUUCGCAGAGGAUCUCGAGGAGUUCUUCCCGUUUGGGCCGUGGUCCAGCUGACCCCAAGAAGGUACGAGGUGGUGGUGGUGAUUUAAAGUCUUCUGCUGGUAGGGAUGCUGAUUUGGGCGAUCUUAGGGUUUGUGGAAAAGUCGAAUUUUGUACUGAGGAUAAGUCCUUCUUUGACAGUUUGGAGAGAACUGGGAUUGAUUGGGGUUCUGAUGGACCGGAGAAGACGAAUGUAGGUGAUAGAAAUGGUAAUGAUGGUGUAGGAGUUAAGCACGGUAAUGGUUCAUUUUCUGACUUGAACGACCAUGUGCUUCCAUCAGGGUGCAGAAAAAAUGGUACGGAAAAUUCAUCUGAAUUGCAGCAAAAGAAGGUUAGUACUCCUGACCGGUACUUGAAGAAAUACAGCAAGAGAAACUCAAGAUUGAAAGGAGCUGUCAAUAGGAAUGUCAGUCAGCUAGUCCCUUGUAACCAGAUAAGUGGUUAGGUGGACAUUCACGGUUGCCCAUAUCACUCCCAUAAAGCUCCUGUAAAUUCUUUGACAAAUGCAAGUGUCCUGUUAGGGAGCCAAGUAUGAUGGGAAGAGAAUUUUUCAGUGGACAAAGGAACAAUGCAUCUGCGAAGCUUCUAUUGGUGCAGAGCAUUGAAAUUUUGAAUAGACCUGAACUGAUCGUGCAGCCUGAAUGAAUAUAGCGUCAAGCUCUCAGGUCUGUCCAUUGACAUCUUUUGUGGCUCAUUCAUGCGUAAUGUCAGCGAUGUAGUUAUGCCUCUGGGCUGUACUGCAAGCUAUUUGACACGAUACAACCGAGCGUUUUCUUACAAGUAAGAAGCAUCAAAGGAUCAGUUGUUUAGAAGCUGCUGCAGAUCUAGAGAACACUGUGGGGAAGAUUGCGUUUUGGUUCUCCUUAGUCUCUGCACAAAGUGCCUCUACUUGGAUCACGUUUAUGGUGGCCGGUUUAAAAUCGGAGUUCGGAUAGGAUCUUCAGCGUACAUCAUUAUCUCAUCCGUCCGAUCUUAAGCGUGGGAGCUGGACGUAAUAAUGGAUAUUUAUUAAGGUAAGCUAGUGUUGGUGGAUGCGAUCUUAGGCGUGGGAGCUGGACGUAAUAGUGGAUAUUUAUUAAGGUAAGCUAGUGCUGGUGGAUGCUGAAAAUGAUGGAUGGGUGGGGAAGGAGGCUUGUGAGAUGGUGCUGACAGUGGUGGUGGAAAUUUGGAGUAUUGGGCCGGUGAUGGGAGGUAAAAAAGGUGGAUGGGUGGCGAAGGCGGCUAGGAGGAUGGUCUCGGCUUUGGUUGCUGCAGUGGAGUACUGUGUUUUCUGCAUUGGAGGGGGACGAUGAGCGUAGGAUGGUGGAGUUGGUUGUGGUGGUAAUUUUGGGAGGAGACAGCCAGAUAGGUGAGAUGGUGUUGGAGAUGGCAAUGGUUGUAGAGUUGGUGUGGAUUUGUGGCAGUUUGCAGUGAUGAAUAUGCUAGGUGGUGGUGAUGGCAGUGGCGGCAACGACGAGAGGUGGUAGGAUGGGCCGUGCUGCUUUGAUGAUGGAUGGGGUACGGUGGUGUUUUGGCUGGUGAUGAUAUGGGUGCUCUGGCGUUGGUGGUGGUGUCAGUGGUGGCGACGGCGGAUGGUGGUCGGAUGCAGGGUAGAAGCCCGAGGAGUCCUUGUGACAGGUGGAGAGAGGGAGUGGUGUGAAAGCAUGGUUCAAAAGAUAUGCAACGGGAAAUAAUUUUAAAGAUUUUUAACUGUGCGUCUAAGAAAGACAGAUGUUUGCAAAUUAAUGUUUGAAUAAUCAUGCAACAUAACUGUUCAACGACACGUGGCCUCCAAUCUUUGUACUGGUAUCGAGUCCUGAAAAAUCGGAU